This is a messenger RNA of Cuscuta europaea, 2340 nucleotides long. The record is from the annotation of a GenBank genome assembly. Lineage: Eukaryota; Viridiplantae; Streptophyta; Magnoliopsida; Solanales; Convolvulaceae.
AUUUUAAUUUGCUAAAGAAAAAACAAGCUCAAAAUAUUCAUUUGGUCGGGGUUAGCCUUAUAACAUCUGCUUCUCUCCUGCCUCUCCGAUCUCUUAAACUUACGAGUCGCAAGUCCAUACACAAAAAAUCACACGCAUUCGAUUCAAGUUUCGGUAGAGAUGUGGCGCUGCGUGUCGCGUGGCCUUCGCAGUUGUUCUAAGAGAUCAAUCUCGGGCGACUCCCAUUUCCGGCGACUCCUAUCUACUCAAGCUAAUGUGGGAGGGUCAUCCUAUACGAUAGUGGAUCACACAUAUGACGCAGUGGUGGUAGGUGCUGGUGGUGCAGGACUUAGAGCAGCUAUUGGAUUGUCUGAGCAUGGAUUCAACACUGCUUGCAUUACCAAACUCUUUCCCACUCGUUCUCACACUGUUGCAGCUCAGGGUGGUAUAAAUGCUGCGUUAGGAAACAUGACUGAGGAUGAUUGGAGGUGGCACAUGUAUGAUACUGUUAAAGGAAGCGACUGGCUAGGUGAUCAGGAUGCUAUUCAGUACAUGUGUAGAGAAGCUCCAAAAGUAGUUAUAGAGCUAGAGAACUACGGGCUACCAUUCUCUCGUACAGAAGAUGGAAAAAUAUAUCAGCGGGCAUUUGGUGGGCAAAGCCUAAAUUUUGGAAAAGGUGGACAAGCAUAUCGUUGUGCUUGUGCUGCUGAUCGAACUGGACAUGCAUUGUUGCACACUCUCUAUGGCCAGGCCAUGAAGCAUAAUACACAGUUCUUUGUGGAAUAUUUUGCUUUGGAUUUACUAAUGAACAAUGAUGGGAGCUGCCAAGGUGUAAUUGCACUAAAUAUGGAGGAUGGUACCUUACACCGCUUCCGAGCUGCUUCCACAAUUUUGGCUACUGGGGGAUAUGGAAGAGCAUAUUUUUCUGCAACGUCUGCUCAUACUUGCACAGGAGAUGGAAAUGCUAUGGUUGCACGUGCUGGUCUUCCUCUCCAGGAUCUUGAGUUUGUGCAAUUCCAUCCAACUGGUAUAUAUGGAGCUGGUUGUCUCAUUACUGAAGGAUCUCGUGGUGAAGGUGGCAUUCUUAGGAAUGGUGAAGGUGAGCGCUUUAUGGAACGCUAUGCACCAACAGCCAAGGAUCUUGCAUCUAGGGAUGUUGUUUCAAGAUCUAUGACCAUGGAAAUUCGAGAAGGGCGCGGAGUUGGACCACUGAAGGAUCACAUAUACCUCCACUUGAACCAUUUACCUCCCGAAGUUCUUAAAGAAAGACUUCCUGGUAUCUCUGAAACUGCUGCCAUUUUUGCUGGUGUAGAUGUCACGAAAGAGCCAAUCCCUGUCUUACCUACUGUGCAUUAUAAUAUGGGUGGGAUUCCAACAAAUUACUAUGGAGAGGUGGUGACCAUCAAAGGUAAUGAUCCGGAUGCUGUAGUUCCUGGUCUGAUGGCUGCAGGGGAAGCUUCCUGUGCAUCAGUUCAUGGUGCUAAUAGGCUUGGAGCGAAUUCUCUUCUUGACAUUGUUGUUUUUGGCCGUGCAUGUGCAAAUAGGGUUGCAGAAAUUCAAAGGCCAGGAGAGGUACAAAAGCCUUUGGAGAAGGAUGCUGGAGAAAAGACUAUUGCAUGGUUAGACAAACUCAGAAAUUCAAAUGGUUCAUUGCCCACUUCAAAGAUUCGUUUGAAUAUGCAAAGAAUAAUGCAAAACAAUGCAGCUGUUUUCCGCACACAAGAGACUUUAGAGGAAGGUUGUCAGCUAAUUGAUAAGGCAUGGGAGAGCUUCCAUGAGGUGCAGCUGAAGGAUCGCAGUUUGAUAUGGAAUUCAGACCUUAUAGAGACGAUUGAGUUGGAAAACCUGUUGAUUAAUGCUUGUAUCACAAUGCACUCUGCUGAGGCUAGAAAAGAGAGCAGAGGCGCACAUGCCCGUGAAGAUUAUACAAAAAGAGAUGACGAGAAAUGGAUGAAACACACAUUAGGGUACUGGGAAAAUGAGAAAGUAAAGGUGGACUACAGGCCAGUUCACAUGAAUACACUGGAUGACGAAGUCGAGUCGUUCCCACCCAAGGCACGUGUGUACUAAAUAAGUAUCUAUUUUUACCUUCAAAGGUACUUGUGGCUCAAUAAAUUGAAAUUUGUAUUGUGUCAUUAUGAUUUGCAAUAAGUCUUCGAUAUAGAAACUUCAGAUGUGAAUAAUUAAAUGCAUUAGUGUUGCUUUCUGUAUUAGUGAGGUCAGCAGCACCUCUAGGAAGAGGAUGUUGAUAUACAUUACUGUGAUCGUGACUUAUGUUCCCUUUUGUGAUUUAUAGUUUUCAGUUUUCACAAUGUAGUAAAAUCGUUUUGCUUAUAAUCGUAUUUUAUUCUAACCUUAUAA